CCAGAUCGCCGUCGGUUCAGACUUGACGCCGCGCGCCCGUGUAUCUGUUACGAAACGUUUCCCUGUAAUAUCGACCGCCAAACAACAAUUACUUCCAGAAAUCAUGCUCUCAAAUCGGUUUUUAAGUUGUUUAAACCGGUGCCAGGUGAGAAGUCAGUUUGAGCAAUGGAUAUCAAUUCAUACUAUUCGCAUGUCAGGUUUUCACACAAACCGCAAAAAAAAUGAUAUUGAUCAAACACGAGCUAUUAUUAACAGACAAAGAAGACAGUACUCAUUUAUCCAUGAUACAAGUUAUUUAUGCUAUGGCUCUGACUACGAGACGGACGUGGCACUCUUCGAAAUGUUCAAAAACCAAGACACUGGAUUGCUGCACAUUGGAAAGUUCUUGUCGGCAGUCAAGGCUACAGGUCUCAGAAAAACAGAUCUGCGAUUGCAGGAUAUGAUGGAGAACUUAAAAAAGUUGUCGAAAACAAAGUCUGAUGGAAAUGAUGUCGAUACACAAAAGCUAACAUUAGAUCAAUUUAGAAGCAUAGUACAACCAAAUGUAGGGCUACUGUCAUACGCCUUUAGACAUCAAUUUAUUAUUCCCGAAUUUCAAGAAUUUAGCAAAGAUAUAGAGCUAAUUUAUUGGAAGUGUAAAGAAAACACAAACGGAACGGUGGCAUCGUACAUUCCACAGCUAAAACGCAUGAACCCGAAUUAUUGGGGAGUCAGUAUUGUAACUAUAGAUGGACAACGAUAUUCAAUAGGAGAUGUUAACAUACCGUUCACAAUCCAGUCAUGUAGCAAACCUUUGUCUUACGGUAUAGCUUUAGACUUACUUGGAGCGGACGUUGUUCAUCAGUAUGUUGGUCAAGAACCUAGUGGUAGAAACUUUAACGAACUCAUCCUUGACCACAAUAAGAAACCUCAUAAUCCUAUGAUUAAUGCUGGAGCUAUUAUUAUUUGCUCGUUGUUGAAGACAAUGUAUUCUCCAGAAAUGAGCUCAGCAGAGAAGUUUGACUUUACUAUGAACUUCUUUGAGAGGUUGGGCGGAAGGGAAGAUUUAGGUUUUAAUAAUGCAGUAUUCUUAUCAGAACGUGAAUGUGCUGAUCGUAACUAUGCCCUAGGUUUCUACAUGAGGGAACAUAAAUGUUUCCCAGAAAGUAGCAAAUUUAGAGAAUGCAUGGAUUUCUAUUUUCAGUGUUGUUCCCUAGAAGUCAAUUGUGAUUUAGUAGCAGUAAUGGCCGCUACCUUAGCCAAUGGCGGUAUUUGUCCUUUAUCAGAAGAAAAAGUUCUGAAACCUGAAAGUGUGAGAGACGUUCUGUCGUUGAUGCAUAGUUGUGGGAUGUAUGACUAUUCUGGACAGUUUGCUUUCAAGGUUGGAUUGCCAGCUAAAUCUGGAGUAAGUGGGGCUAUGUUGGUAGUUGUUCCAAAUGUAAUGGGCAUGUGUUUGUAUUCCCCACCUUUAGACGCACUAGGAAACAGUUGCAGGGGUGUACAAUUUUGUGAGGAGCUAGUUAAGAAAUUCAAUUUCCACAGAUAUGACAAUUUAAGACAUGCUUCCGAUAAAUCAGACCCAAGAAAGCACAAAUUUGAAACGAAAGGUCUAAAUAUAGUGAACUUACUUUUUUCGGCUGCGUCUGGAGAUCUGCCUAGUUUGCGAAGGCACAAACUUUCGGGCAUGGACAUGACACUGUCUGACUAUGAUGGUCGAACAGCUCUUCACUUGGCAGCAGCUGAAGGACAUCUGCACUGUGUCGAAUUCCUUCUUAAGUAUUGCAAUGUUCAGUACGAUGUUAGAGACAGGUGGGGUAGAACACCCUUAGAAGAAGCAGUUGCGUUUGGCCACACAACAGUUAUAGAAAUGUUGCAGCAAUGGGAAGAGGAAGGGAGCCAAAAAUCAAAUAAUCAUACCAAAGACGAAGAUGAUCCUUUGAUUCCCGAUUUUUUAAGCAAGAAUGAGAAGUCAUAGAGAUGCUUAUAGGUAUUCGAAUGUGCAGAGGCAAUAAAAUCUGAAGACUAAGGCAAUGUAUCUAAUGUCAAUAAAGUUAAAAGUUCAAUAAUUUAUAUCUGUUAAAUGAAAAGUAUGUAAACAUUAUUCUUUUAUUGUGCAGAGUCAUAUGUGGAAUGUCAUUUUUAGAUUUUAUUCUAUGGGGACUUACUUACCGAGUACAACCUACUUGGUAUUUAUAAUGUUGAACUUCCAAAAGUUCCUUAGGUUGACAGCCAACAAACUUCAAGUCAAAUUGUAGACAAUUAAGAAAGGAUGACAGAUAUUGAACUUAUGUAUGAAGAAUGUUGAUUUUUGUCAGUGUAACUAGCAUAAUUUCCAAAUUAAUAAAGAAUUAAAGAGUU
Molecule: messenger RNA, 2337 nt
Organism: Diabrotica balteata
Lineage: Eukaryota; Metazoa; Arthropoda; Insecta; Coleoptera; Chrysomelidae
Source: the annotation of a GenBank genome assembly